Molecule: messenger RNA, 1894 nt
Organism: Salvia miltiorrhiza (redroot sage)
Lineage: Eukaryota; Viridiplantae; Streptophyta; Magnoliopsida; Lamiales; Lamiaceae
Exons: 15
Coding region: 479-1648 (389 amino acids)
Biological process (GO): spliceosomal tri-snRNP complex assembly
Source: RefSeq, a predicted model, not a curated record
UAAUAAUUGUGCCAUAUUUUUUGGGGGACGGAUAGAGUAGCUUCUUUUGUGCUAGAUUAAUCCCUCCCCGUCAAGGUAUCACACUAACCUGGUCUUCUGAUCCCUCGCCGUCGCCGUCUGCUUGAAAUCGGUGGCAAGGUUCGAUUAAUACUGCAGCCUGCAGCCUCCGCCGGAUUUCAAAGCCACCAUCACAAUCGCCGGAUUCGCCCUCGCCUCGUCUGCCACCGUCGACGAAGCCCUACUCCGCCCCUCUCCGGUCAGUUCCGGUAGAAUGUUGUUUGGUUCGUUGAUAGCUCCAUAGUCGCCGCUGCCUUCACCUCCAUCUUCGCUGCUCUUCUUCCAUGAAGAGAGAGAGAGAGAAGGGUGCAAUUUGAAAGAGUUUUCUGGAUUUAGCGGGACAAUAAAACAUUGAGGUUUAGCAGAGUGCGAAGGCAAUUGAAAACCUAAACUGAACAAGGCUCAAAAGUUUUUGAGAACGAUGGAGGCAGAGAAGGCUUUAGAAUUAGUGAAGAAAGGCGCCACUCUUCUUGCGCUCGACGUUCCUCCGUACACUCUAUUUGGUAUUGAUACCCAGAUUUUUUCGGCAGGUCCUAACUUUAAGGGUAUCAAGAUGAUUCCUCCCGGUAUUCACUAUAUAUACUAUAGCUCUUCUAACAGGGAAGGCAGUGAGUUUUCUCCAAUAAUUGGUUUCUUCAUCGAUGCAAGCUCAUCACAGGUGAUUGUUCGGAGAUGGGAUCAAAAGGAAGAGCGGUUAGUCAAAGUUUUAGAGGAAGAGGAAGACCGAUACUCUGAUGCUGUUAAAAGAUUGGAAUUUGAUAAUCAGCUUGGACCAUACUCAUUAAGCCAGUAUGGGGAUUGGAAACAUUUGUCCAACUUCAUUACCAAGGAUACUGUUGACCGUCUUGAACCUAUUGGAGGGGAUAUCACAAUUGCGUGCGAAUCUGAAAUGUUUUCUGGAACAUCCAUGGAGAAAUCUUUAGCUGAGCAGCUAAAGAACAAGUUUUCAGCUCGUAAAGAAAAGUCACAAACGCAAGGUUGCUAUUACACUACAAUUCCUCGAGUUGUAAAGCAGAAGGGAGUCUAUGGGGAGGAUAUCACUAGUUUGAAUCUUGACAAGACACAUCUUCUGGAAACCAUAUUGAUGAAAGAAUAUGGGGGUGAUGAAGACGCACUUCUAGCAGAAUUGCAGUUUGCAUUCAUUGCAUUUCUGAUGGGUCAAUCUCUUCAAGCAUUUCUGCAGUGGAAGCUUUUAGUGAGUCUCUUACUUGGUUGUACAGAAUCUCCUCUUCGCUCCAGGAGUUUGCUAUUUACCAAGUUUAUCAAGGUCAUAUAUUAUCAAUUGAAAUUUGGGUUACAAAAGGAACAAAAAGAUACUGGUGAUGUGCCUCAAGGAGUGUCAGCAUUGUUGGAAGAGUCUUGGUUAUCUUCUGAUAGCUUUUUGCACCGUUUAUGCAAGGAUUUCUUUUUGGUAGUGCUCGAAGCUCCUGUGGUUGAUGGGGACCUUCUCACUUGGACAAGAAGGCUGAGGACACUGCUUGAAGACUCUAUAGGAUGGAAUUUUGAGGAGAAUAGUGCAGCUGAUGGAGUAUACUUCGACGAAGAAGAUGAGUAUGCUCCAGUGGUAGUGAAUAUGGAUGAUGUUACCUGAAGGAGUACUUCAAUGAAGGAAUGUAGCUUGCUUGUUCUUGAUGAAAUCCCAGGUUAUGUGGACAAGGCAUAAAUUGUUGUGGUGUAUGUACAGUUAGAUAGCUUUCAUAUUGUUAGACAUUUGGCUUUUGUUUUUGAGUUUUGGGACAGAAGCACAAAUUUGUUUACCUUUCAGCAAACCUACAUCCUCGUGUAUUAUUUUGGCAUUGUUUCAUUAAAAUUCUAGGAGGUGGAUCGUUUCAUCAAA